AUGGCGUCGCGGCGGGGCGUGCGGCGCGCGAGCUUCGCGGGCAUCCCGCAGACGUCCGUGCUCAAGCGCGCGAGCGAGCAGGUCAAGGCGUCGAAGCUGACGCCGCUCCUCCUCUGGACGAAGCUCAGCAUCCGCUACGGCGGCGUGGAGAAGGCCGCGGUCGCGGGCGCGCAGGGGUCCGUGCAGCGCGGCACGUUCACGGCGCUCCUCGGCCCCGCGGGCUCGGGCAAGACGACGCUGCUCCAGUGUUUGGGCGGGCGCCUCGCCUCCGACGCGCGCGUGUCCGGCUCGCUGGCCGUCGACGGCACGCCGUUGGACAGCGAGGCCAUGAAGGCGAUGUCGAGUUACGUCGCGGACGAGGACCUGUUCCUGCCGCACCUGGAGACGCUGGAGAGCCUGUUCUUCGUGGCGCGCAUGCGCGUGCGGAGCGGCGCCAUGAACGACGACGACUUGAACGACCUGUGCAUGCUGCUGCUCGAGGAGCUGGGGCUCGCGGACAAGGCCGCGGUCCUCGUCGGCGGCGAGCUCAGCGGCGGGCUGAACGUGCGGGGCCUGAGCGACGGCCAGCGGCGGCGCCUGUCCCUGGGCUGCGGCCUCGUGUCGAAGCCCGCGCUCAUCUUCGCCGACGAGCCGACGAGCGGCCUCGACGCGUCGAGCGCGCUGAGCGUCAUGCAGGUCAUGCACGACCUCGCGGCGAACGCGCACCUGGGCAUCAUCUGCACGGAGCACCACCCGCGCCUCGCCGUCUGGCAGAUGUUCGACCAGGUUUGUUUGUUGAGCGAGGGCCACGCGUGCUACGUCGGGCCCGCGGACGGCUGCGUGCCCUGGUUCAAGUCGCUCGGC
Aureococcus anophagefferens is the source of this 843-nucleotide messenger RNA. RefSeq lists its product as hypothetical. The transcript is spliced from 2 exons. The record is from RefSeq and is a predicted model, not a curated record. The annotation marks the transcript as partial. Lineage: Eukaryota; Pelagophyceae; Pelagomonadales; Pelagomonadaceae. Gene Ontology annotation, molecular function: ATP binding; ATP hydrolysis activity.